AUGCCUGCAUAUCGCAUUGAGGUUUCCCCCAACAACCGUGCCGGUUGCGUUGAAACCCAGCAUAAGAAGGAGGGUGUCAAGAUCACGAAGGGUGAGCCGCGCUUCGGAACCUGGGUCGACAUUCCAGGUUCGGAGCAUGGCUCCUGGAGGUGGAAGCACUGGGGCUGUGUCUCUGGUAAACAGAUCGAAAAUCUGCGUGAUGACAUUAAGCAAGGUGACUCGUACGAUUUCGACAUGAUUGACGGCUAUGAUGAGAUUGGUGAUCACCCCGAGCUUCAAGCCAAGAUCCGCACCGCUAUGAUCGAGGGCAAGAUCGCAGAUGAGGACUUCAACGGUGACCCUGAAUUCAACGUGCUGGGCCAGGCAGGCAUCCGUGGCCGUGCAAGUAAGAAGAAGGCCGAGCCUGAGAAUGGCGACGGCGAGGAGCAAAAUGGCACACCUGCCAAGAAGCCGGCCAAGAAGCGCGGUCGCAAGAAGGCUGGUGACGAUGAAGACGACGAGGAAGAGCAAGAGGCGGCUAAGGCUCCUCCUGCUAAGAAAGCCAGGAAGAGCAAAGUCAAGAAGGAAGCCGAUGACGAGGAAGAGCAAGAGGAGGCUAAGGCUCCUCCUGCUAAGAAGGCCAGGAAGAGCAAAGUCAAGAAGGAAGCCGACGACGAGGAAGACGCUGCGCCCGUCGAAGCUCCCAAGGCAAAGGGACGAGCCAAGAAGGUCAAGCCGGAGCCGGAGAGUGACGACAAGGCCGAUGCCAAAGCUGAGGCUCCAAAGAAGAAGGGCCGCGCCAAGAAGGCUCAACCUGAGCCUGAAGUCGACGAUGAGCCAGCCGUUGAGCCCGCGGUUGAGCAGCCGAAGAAGAAAGGCCGUGCGCGAAAGGCCAAGGCUGAGCCAGAGGCUACCGAGGAGGCCGUCGUUGAGCCUGAGGCUGCUGAAGAGGCCGAGCCCGAAGCUGAGCCUGAGCCUGAGCCUGUUGCUGUUGCCAAGAAGGGUGGCCGGAAGAAGAAGGCAACUGCCAACGGCGAUGAGCACCAGGCCGAGGCACCUAAAGCCGCUCCUGCAAAGCGCGGCCGUCCCAAGAAGAGGUGA
Messenger RNA from Diaporthe amygdali, 1080 nucleotides. RefSeq names its product kinase rad3. NCBI's taxonomy places the organism in Eukaryota, Fungi, Ascomycota, Sordariomycetes, Diaporthales, Diaporthaceae. The transcript is spliced from 5 exons. The record is from RefSeq and is a predicted model, not a curated record. Gene Ontology annotation, molecular function: zinc ion binding; DNA binding. The coding region runs from base 1 to 1080 and encodes 359 amino acids.